Messenger RNA from Macrosiphum euphorbiae (potato aphid), 1251 nucleotides. Lineage: Eukaryota; Metazoa; Arthropoda; Insecta; Hemiptera; Aphididae. The record is from the annotation of a GenBank genome assembly.
AUGAGAAAAUAUCAACAGUUGCUGUUGGUGCUCGUGUCUUUUUUCAGUGUCUUUUCGCUGUUGUUGUACAGGUAUGAAUACAUGCAACUUUUGAACGUCUUAGAAGUGCUCAACUUUUUUGGUUACACAGCCGACAACAUGACAAACUGUGUUCUGCUGGAUGACAAGUUCUAUGUGGAUCUGGAAAACGACAAUUUGUUAGCGAAACCACCUGUUUCAUGGGUCAAACGCGAUCAGUACUAUGCAUACUCUGCCUUCUGGUCUGCCCAACAACAGUCUGUUCAUUUGCUGAUUUUGGGCCCAAGAUCAGCUUUCUCUGGUUACGAAUGCCGUGUGUGGUUUAAAAUGGCAGAUCAGUUUGUUUCCAAACCGGCAAAACUUUCUUAUAGCAUUAGAACUAAUAAUCAUGAUCCAAAUUUUCAUCAAUAUGAGGUUCAUUGCAAGCCUGAUGACUUUCCUGUCAAUACUGAACCAUAUGGAGUUUUGCUGGGACGAACAAAUUUGUUAAAACUGUUCAUACCGAUCGAAGUUCAGAAAGAAUCUCCCAUCAAAGAUGAUCUGAUUAUGUGUAUUUCACCAGAUUAUUCUGGCAUUCCUGAUACACAUCUUGUAGAAUUUAUUGCAUUUCACACAUUGUUAGGUGUUCGUCAUUUUGUAGCAUACGAUAUUGGCAUUCACUACAAAGUUCUUCAAUUUUUACGUUCAAUUGCUGGCCACAGAGACUUAUACAAAACAUUUUCUACACUCUCUUGGCAGUUCCCUACGACAGAUCUACAAUUAGAAAGAUCAAUUUUACAAAAAGAUUGUAUGCAAAGAACUCAGGGUCUUGCUAAACAUAGUAUUUUAUUAUCAUGGGAUCAGUACUUAGCGUUAAACAAGGAUGAACUUAAUUCUUUAAAGAAUGACAUUAACUAUACAUUUCAAAUAAAGAAAUGUUGUAAUAAUCGGCAGCUAAAAAAAUCCUGGCCCAUGGCUAUGAAGAAAACAAUAUGUGAAAAGACUAACGAGACAAUAAAUACUAUCAUUGAUGAUCAAACAAUGAAUUACCAACCGCCUACAAAAAUGGGAUCAAUACAUAGGUUGGAAGAAAUAUGUGAAAAAAUCAGUGGUAAAGAUGACAAAAGUAUGGCUAAGUAUUUAAUAAAUUUUGUAAAUAGUAAACUGUUGAGAUUAUGGAAAUCUCAAUUAAAAUAUUCCAUUACUCAUUCAACCAAUAACAAUAUGAUUAAUCUGUAUAAAAAUUAUUCUUGA